Messenger RNA from Diversispora eburnea, 3129 nucleotides. Lineage: Eukaryota; Fungi; Glomeromycota; Glomeromycetes; Diversisporales; Diversisporaceae. The record is from the annotation of a GenBank genome assembly.
AUGACUGGAAAGAGACGAAAAUUUGAGUUAGAAUUUAUUCCAAAUAAAAAAACAAAGGUUACUCAUGUAAAUGACACAGCUUUAACAGAACAACCAGUCAAUAAUUUUCGUAAAUUAGAAGUUUUUCAAAUUCAAUGGGGUCAAUAUUUUUCACAAGGAAUAACACAAAAUGAAAGGGUGAUUGUUCUGAUUGACAAAAUGGGUGACUUUUGUUACCUACACUUACGAGAUGAUUGGAUAGAAACAUCAAUAUGUGAAGGUAAUAUUGUAAAUGUUUUUGGACAAUUUGAUGAUGACAACAAAUGUAUAAUCGAUAAUUCUCAAGGUCUUUUAAUAGUGAAUCCUGAUAUUCUUAUAUCAGCAACAUCUGUAUCAGAUUCAUUCGCAUGUAUGCGAAAGGGAAUUUUAAGUGAUCGGGUCAAUGGAAAUUUUACAUACAGUCCAGCAUUAGUAUAUGGAAAUGCAAUUCCAAUAAUUCAAGCUUGGUCUGAUAAAUUUAUUGGUGAAAUACCAAAGCCAAUAGAUGAACAUCUUUCAAUUAGUAAAGUUAAACCGGCUCUGUGUAUUAGUAAAAUUUUGGAUAUAGAAGAACAUAUUUGUUCUACAACUUAUGGUCUUAAAGGAAAAAUUGAUGCUUCUGUUGAAGUUAAAGUUUCGGAAAAUGGAUUGUUAAAAAAAUUAAUAAUGCCUUUUGAAAUAAAGACUUCCAGAAACACUUCACCAUCACAUUUUGCACAAACUGCUUUUUAUUGUCUUAUGAUGAGUGAUUAUUAUAAUGUCAAUGUAAGUUCAGGUUUACUUUAUUAUUUAAAAUCUCAAACCGAAGAAACGGGAAAAAUGAUUAAGGUUCCUGUUGUUCCUCAUGAAUUGAGAAGUUUAAUAAUUCAACGUAAUAAAAUGGCUUGGUUUUCUUCCGAAAAAAUGUCAUUACCUCCAGUGAUUAAAAACAAAUUUCAGUGUGGCAAUUGUAAUUUGAAUACUUCAUGUUUUCUAUAUCAUAAAGCUUGUGAGAAAGGAACUGGAGAAAGUAGUGGAGUAGCUAAUCUAUUUGAAAAAAUUGUUUCUCAUUUACAAGAUCAUCAUCUUGAAUUCUUUAAUAAAUGGAAUGAACUUAUUACUUUAGAAGAAGAUAAAUAUCGAUUUCAACCUGAAAUAUGGAAUAUGCAAGCAUCAUUAAUAAAUGAUGAUGACAUGUGCCUUAAGAAUAUGUACUUAGAACCAAAGAGUAUCAAACAAAAUGGGGAGGGAAAUCGACAGAUUAAAUGCAAAUUCAUUUGUCAGCGAGUAUGUGUGAAUUUAAUAUUUGAUACUCAGUUCUGUAUAGGAGAUCAUGUAAUAAUAUCAUCAGAGAAAGAAAAUCGUACAGUUGCGAAUGGAUAUAUUGAAGACAUCACGUCAAAUUAUAUUUAUGUAUCCUUAGAUCGAAUUCCUCGUUGUUAUCCGAAACGUAUGGAUGAUUUUGAAAUUGAAUCCUGUCAUAGUUUCAUAGGAUUACCCGAAAUAGGAUCGUCCACUAAUUAUUCGAAAAUGGGAAUUACUGAUACAUUAUAUCGAAUUUACAAGGAUGAGUUGACUUCCAACAUGAAACUUGUUCGUCAAAAUCUUGUUAGUCUACUUGUUGAUGAAGAAACUGCAAAGCUCAGAAAGUUAAUUGUAGACUUUAAACCUCCACGAUUUAACAUGAUUAAUGAAAUGUCUCUUAAUUUGGAUGAUAUGAAAACUUUGAAUGAAGAUCAAAUCACGGCUGUUAAACUGUCAUUGAAUGCCGAAGAUUAUGCAAUCAUUUUAGGGAUGCCAGGAACUGGAAAGUCUACUACCAUAGUUCAAAUUAUUAAAGCUCUUGUAAAAAAUGGAAAAUCUGUUUUACUUGCAGCUUACACACAUUCCGCCGUAGAUAAUAUCAUCUUCAAAUUAAUUGACGAAAAUAUAGAUAUAUUAAGACUUGGUACAAAGGCCAAAGUUCGACCUGACAUAUGGCCAUUCAUGUUAGAUAUUGAAGAAUUUGAUAGUGUAAACAAAUUCAGAUCAUUUAUUGAAUCUAAGCAAGUAAUUGCGACUACAUGUCUUGGCAUCAAUCAAUUUGAUUAUUGUAUUAUUGAUGAGGCAACACAAGUAACGCUUCCAAUUUGUGUGGGACCUCUUCGUUUUGCCAACAAAUUUCUCUUGGUAGGCGAUGACUUUCAAUUGCCACCAUUGGUACGUGACCGCGAAGCAAUUGAAAAAGGAAUGGGUAAAAGUUUAUUCACUACUUUGAUAGAAAGACAUACUCAAGCAUUUACAAAAUUACGAUACCAAUAUCGAAUGCAUGAAGAGAUUAUGAAUUUAUCCAAUUGCCUAAUUUAUGAUUAUAAAAUGUUAUGUGGAACUCCAAACGAUCCAAAUCAUUACUUAACAAUUCCGAAAUGGAAUGAGGAUUUUUUAUCCCAAUUUCAUAAAUAUAAUGAUAAUCAUUGUAGUAAGGAAUGUUGGCUUAGGAAGGUUCUUGAUCCUCAACAUCCUGUGGUAAUGGUCGAUACUGAUAGUCUUGAGGCCAACGAAUCUCGUGGAUUAAAUCAAAAUGUUAUUGAAGCAUCACUUGUUGAACAAUGUGUUAAGGCCAUGGUGGUUGGUGGUGUUCAUCAAAAAGAAAUUGGUAUUAUUACUCCAUUUCGUCACCAAAUUAAACUUUUGACACAAAAAUUUAAAGGUCUAACCGAUAUUGAAAUUAGUACAGUUGAUAAAUUUCAAGGGAGGGAAAAAGAAGUUAUAGUUAUAUCUUUGGUAAAAGCAAAUACAGAUAAUAAAGUUAGUGAUAUAUUGAAGGAUUAUCGAAGAUUAAAUGUGGCGAUAACUCGCGCAAGAUCUAAAUUAAUUAUUUUUGGAAGUAUAUCAACUGUCUCAACUUCAGAAUUAGUUCGUCACAUAGUAGAUCAUAUAAAAAAUUCGCAAACGUUGUAUAAGCUUAAUGAUAAAAAUACUCCUUAUUGGCACGUUAUACCUAAGAUAGAUUUAUUAUCAAGAAAUUCGGAGAGCGCAUCUAAAGUUAAUAAAGUUGAUAAACAACCUAAGAAUAUAACUGGAAAUCCCGAGGUUUUACUGAAAAACAGUCAAUUGUUACGCGAUAUUGCAAUCAAUUUAAAAUCAACUUAG